AGGGGCCCCGGGGCUCCAGGGCUCCGACACCCCCCACCCCGUGGUGGGCCUGUACUCGGCACCCUCGACAAGUGAAGUGACCUGCUGGAUUCGUCUCAGCUGGGCUGGCGGGACCAGGGCCCGUCCCUGGGCUCCCGAUUCCCAGUCUAGGGCUCUUGUCCACACUCCAGGUCUCCCGGGGCGCCCCCGCACGCUGGGCAGGUGGGACUUCCAGGUGUGUGGGAGGGCUGCCUCCCACCCCAGGCUCCUGGCACAGGGUGCAGGCUCAGCAGCCUCUCGAAACCUGGCACCAGGCCCUCUUGCACCCCCGCCACCGCCCACCCCCCUAGAGGACUUCUGGCAGCCAGGCGCCCCAGUGAGGGUAGAGGGCAGGGGGCAGGGCAGGGGUGUUCUGUCUUUCCUCAUCUCCUGCGUGGCCGGGCGGGGCGCUUGCGGCCGUGUAGGAGAGGGGUAGGUCAGCUCCCUGCUGAGCGCACGGUGCUCCGUGCCCGGUGCCUCCGCCGUGGCUCCACUUGGCCACCUGGGUUCCCUUUGUUGACUCGGGGCCUACUCUCAGCCGCCUCAGAUCAGAGGAUCUGUGGCCCCCAAGAAAUUGAGAUAGGGAAGUCCCCCUGGGGACUCUCAUUUCGCAGGGAAACUUGGGGUGAGUUUAAUGGCAAGAGGGAAAACUGAAGUGCCAGCAUUUAAUUCCCCUAACAAGUCUCCGAGGUGUGUUUUUUUACCUCGUUUCACGCAUGAGGAAAUGAAGCCCAGCCACGUUUAAAUACCUUGCCCUGCAUCAAACGGCUAGAAGUGGCAGGCAGAAUGUGAAUCCAAGUUCAUCUAGCACAAAACUGGUGCUCGGUUAACUGGGAAAAGCUUAGGAAACUGUCAUCCUCAAGGUUCCCAGAUAGUUUCAGCCGGAAUCUAUUUUUCAAGUGACUUCUAUGUGACAGAAGCUUGCUAGGAGUGUUCAGGGGGAAACAGGAGUCACAUGGGGUGAGGUGGAGCUAUCAUGUUGGAUUCUGCCUGUUACUAAAAUUUUCUGGAAGUUGAAAUAAUGUUCACACCAAAGUCAGGAAAGAUCGCAUCCUGUGUGGUUUUCUUCCGUGAAUAGGAAGAGUGUGCAAAGUAUAUGAUAAACCCUUAUCGAGCAAGAACUUCCCUUCGGAAGGGCCCAUGUGGGGUGUCCUGCAAGAUACUAAAAUGAGUGAGGUCAUAGUCCCCUCCACUCCCGCUCACGUCGCCAAGCAUAGGAUGAAAAGGAAGGAUUCCCAGCAUCUUUUGAAGAAACAGCCUUUUACAUAGUGUCUUCAUGGCAUUUAUUUCUUCAACAGAUACAUAUUGAGCAUAUGCCAAACAUUGUUCUAGGUACUGGAGAUAUGGUGGUGAAUAAAAAAUUAUAGUGCAUCUUCUCCGAGAGUUUAUAUUCUUGUUCAGAGAGGCAGGAAAUAAAUGAGAACAGAUCAGGUAGUAAGUGUAGUUGAGAGAGAGACGUGGGUAGUCAGGGAAGGCUUCUCUCAGAUGACAUUCAGGCUUAGACUUGAAUGGCAAGGAGUCAGCUCUGCAAAGACUCAGAGGAAGAGCCUUCUAGACAGAAGGAACAGGAAGUGCAAAGGCCCUGAGGUGGCAGUGGACACGGUCAUUUUGAAGAAUAUCAAAGAAGCUACCAUGGUUGAGGAGAGCUAUCUGACGUGAGGUGGGAAGGUGGGGAGGGGCUGAUUCUGUGGGUUUCUGUAGGCUACCUGUGAAGGACACAGAAUUUUAUUCAACCUGCAAUGGGAAGCCGUUGGAGGGUUUUAAGCAGAGAUGAGACACAAUCAAAUUUAUCACGGCUGGAUAGGGAGUGGAAGAAACAGGGAAGCCACCAAGGAGGCCACUGAUUUGGUAGGGGGGUUGGGAAAGAGAAAUCAAGGGCUCCUAGGUUUGUGGCCUGAUCUGCUGAGUGGACAUCGAUGCUGUUUAAUGCAAUAGGGACAAUAGGGUUAGGAGUUGAUUUAGACAAUGGUGGAAAUCAGGGGCUGUGUUUUGACCAUGCUAAGCUGAAAUGCCGGGUAGGCAACCAUGUGGGGCUCUGAGGGGGCAGUCGAAUAUUCCAGUCUGGAGGUCACUGCAUCGCUUAGGGCUUGUGAGAUACACACACAUUUGGAGUCAUCAACAAUGCUCUAUUUCAGUGGUGGGCUGGCAAACAGUCUCCCCAGGAAAAGAAGGAAAGCAACUCAGAGAUGUAGUCUUUGCUGAUAUCUGUGGUAUAAAUUCGUCACAGCUGAUCAGGUCCCAGUGGUUCAAUGCCUGGCAGAAACCCUGAACAUUAAACUGUCAGCUCCUGGAGCAAAUAACACUGGGCCUCAUUUGCUCAUCAAAACAACUCUUGAAGUUGGCAGAAAUAUUCCAUUUGACAGGCGAGGCUUAGAGAGAUUCAAUGAUUUAUUCAAGGUCACACCAGGAGUCGGUGGCAAAGCUGGGGGCCUCAUGACCCCCCAGUUCCCUCUGGCUUGCUGACUCAAAGUAAAACAGACUGCAGCCGGAAGCACAGAGAGGGAAGUAUAGGGAAGAACUUCCACUGUGGAAUCUUUGAGAGGUCAUGGUUUACAGGUUUUUUUCCCCUCUUUGUCUCACUUCCUUUUAAGAUGAUUUAGGGCAAGUUAGGACUGAGAGGUUACUGGAAAAGCCCUCCAGACAUAGGGACCUCAGGAUGCUUAGGGAGGUCAGGAGGGUGUGGGGAACUCUGUGUGUGUGUGUGUGUGUGUGUGCAGGUGGGAGGCUUAGCUCCUAUGUCUCCCCCCAGGACAGCAGAGCUGGUCACCUCUCAUUCUGUACCAAGGUGUGCUAUGGCAUUGGUGGGAUCCCCAACCAGGUGGCCUCCAGUGCCACAGCCUUUUACCUGCAACUCUUCCUGCUCGAUGUGGCACAGAUCCCUGCUGCCCAGGCGUCACUUGUCCUGUUUGGAGGAAAGGUGUCUGGGGCGGCUGCCGACCCUGUGGCUGGCUUCUUCAUCAACAGAAGUCGGAGGACCGGGUCUGGACGACUCAUGCCCUGGGUGCUGGGCUGUAUCCCCUUUAUCACCGCGGCCUACUUCCUCCUCUGGUUCCUGCCCCCCUUCACCAGCCUGCGGGGCCUCUGGUACACCACCUUCUACUCCUUGUUCCAGGCCCUGGCCACGUUCUUGCAGGUGCCCUACACAGCCCUCACCAUGCUUCUGACGCCCAGCCCGAAGGAGCGGGACUCCGCCACGGCGUACCGGAUGACCAUGGAGAUGGCCGGAACGCUGAUGGGAGCCGCCAUCCACGGGCUCAUCGUGUCAGGCGCCCACGGGCCGCAGAGGUGCCAGGACACCUCGCUCCCCGGACCAGUCGCCGUUUCCCCCGACGCAACUCGGCUCUACGCCACUGCAGCCGCUGCGGUUGCCGUGACUUACCCUGUGUGCAGUUGUUUGCUCUGCCUGGGGGUGAAGGAGAGACCAGACUCCUCUGUCCCAGCCUCAGGCCCAGGCCCGAGCUUCCUGGCUGGGCUGGCGCUCACCGUCCGGCACCUGCCCUACCUGAAGCUGGUGAUCUCCUUCCUGUUCAUCUCAGCAGCCAUUCAGGUGGAGCAGAGCUACCUGGUCCUGUUCUGUACACAUGCCUCCCGGCUACACGACCAUGUCCAGGGCGUGGUGCUAACCAUCCUGGUCUCAGCUGUUCUGAGCACCCCAUUGUGGGAGUGGGUUCUACAACGAUUUGGGAAGAAGACAUCAGCCUUUGGGAUCUGUGUGGUGGUGCCUUUUGCAAUCCUGUUGGCUGCUGUGCCCACAGCACCUGUGGCUUAUGUGGUGGCCUUUGUAUCUGGCAUGAGCAUUUCUGUGUCCUUGCUGCUACCUUGGUCCAUGCUUCCAGACGUGGUGGAUGACUUCCAGCAGCAGCACCAGCAUGGCCCAGGCCUGGAGACCAUCUUCUACUCAUCCUAUGUCUUCUUCACCAAGCUUUCUGGCGCAGGCGCCCUGGGCAUCUCCACUCUCAGUCUGGAGUUUGCGGGAUAUGAGGCCGGAGCCUGUGAGCAGACGGAGCAGGUGGUGGUGGCCCUCAAGGUCCUCAUCGGCGCCGUGCCCACCUGCAUGAUCCUCGCUGGUGUGUGCGUCCUCAUGGUCAGCCCCACUCCGAAGGUGCCCCGCCAGGACUUCUCCCGCCAGCUGAGCCUUCAGAGGCGGACCAGCUGCACCCUCGCCUGAGUCUGGCCUGGUGUGGGCCGCGACAGCCGGAGCCAGCCUCUUCUGGGCUCAAUGUCCCUCUUUCUUCUCAACCCCGAACACGCCUACUUCGAAAGUUACGUGCCACCAGUCUGUUCCCCGGGGAUACUGAGUCUUCAGUGACAUCUCCUGAGGGGACUGGCCUGGUCUCCAGGACCCUCACCCGUCAUUUCUUGCCUGUUGACUACAGACCAUGGCAGAUGGGCCUGUGCCCCUGAGCACCCAGCUGCAGGUAACCUUGACCUGGAAAGCAUCCCAAGAGCAGCUAUUCCUGGAAAAAGGAAGCCCCACCAGCUGCUCACGUGACAGGACAGACACACAGACCUCUUGUUCCUCCUGACACUCCAGGGGUCAUCAGAGAGAGAGGCUGAUAGACGCCGCAGAAAUGGGCAGAGUGGGCACAGAUGGACGGCUGGGGGUGUCGUAAAGAAGGGCACAGACAGACACACUGAGGCCAGCAGACCCAGAGCGGGCACACGGGGGCGGCUGUGGGGUGAGGGGACGAGCAGGGCGCAGGGCCUCCUCAGGCCUCUCCUUUUGUUCACGUGACACCGUUUCUGGCCUCGGACACAGGCUGAGGUGGGGCCAUCAAAGAUCAAUCAUUUUUAUGAACAAAAGUUCUUUUUGUGGAAAUAUGUUUUUGAAAUUGUAUCUUAUAAAAAAAGCACAGGGACUGCUGUUUUCUAAAGGCCGCAUCUUUGGGGAAAAAAGAUCCACUGAAGUUUAUUUUUUCAAAGAACAAAAAAUUAAAGGGCUUAUCUUCUAUUGA
Messenger RNA from Suricata suricatta (meerkat), 4973 nucleotides. RefSeq names its product major facilitator superfamily domain containing 2B (gene MFSD2B). Gene Ontology annotation, biological process: carbohydrate transport. NCBI's taxonomy places the organism in Eukaryota, Metazoa, Chordata, Mammalia, Carnivora, Herpestidae. The record is from RefSeq and is a predicted model, not a curated record. The transcript has 13 exons. The coding region runs from base 2675 to 4186 and encodes 503 amino acids. Gene Ontology annotation, cellular component: membrane. Gene Ontology annotation, molecular function: symporter activity; sphingolipid intramembrane carrier activity.